This is a messenger RNA of Chironomus riparius, 1670 nucleotides long. NCBI's taxonomy places the organism in Eukaryota, Metazoa, Arthropoda, Insecta, Diptera, Chironomidae. The record is from the annotation of a GenBank genome assembly.
UUAAUCAGUUCCAACAUGAAUUUCAUACUAUUCACAUCAUUUCUGCUGACUCUCAGCUUUUGUUCCACAUUUCAGGAAGAAAUAUCAAGUUAUGUUAUAAACGGCGAGGAUGCUAGAAUUGAGGACCAUCCAUAUAUGGCACAUGUCUACAGCCUCAUGUUACCAACUUGUGGUGGCUCGAUUCUCACAAGACGAAGCGUUUUGACUGCUGCUCAUUGCUUAAUCUUUCGAAUUUCUCAACCAGCUUUAGUGUCAGUAGUCGUUGGUACAGCAUAUAGAGAUGGAACAGGUGGAACUAGCUACAGAUCAGCAAGAAUAUUAUUGCAUCCAGAUUAUGUAGCAGGUCCAAAUGUUUACGAUAUUGGAAUAGUCAACACAGCUAGAGCAAUUGAAUUCGGUCCACUUGUACAGCCAAUUCAACUUGGAACUGAUGAAUAUAUUGGAGUUGAUGUUCCUGGUGUCUUUACUGGAUGGGGUUUUAUUGGGUACGGGGGAAUAUUGCCACGACGAGCAGUUACAUUACAGAAAAUGUACACUAGAACAAUUGCAAAUGAUGAUUGUAAGGAAAGAUACAGCGUGACUCAUCGUGGAGACUACAUUUUUGAUCAGAAGCUUUGUGUUGUCAGUGGACCAAGAACUUCCGUGUGUGGAGGAGACUCAGGAGGUCCAUUAGUGAUUAACGGAACAGUUGCAGGUGUGAUUAGCUGGAGAACGUUCCCUUGUGGAGAUGGAUUACCAGUACGUGUUAAAUUGCAUCUGAUUAAGAUCAGUUACAACAUGAAGUUCAUUCUAUUCACAUCAUUUUUGCUAGUUUUCAGCAUUACUUCCUCAUUUCAGGAAGAAAUAUCAAGUUAUGUAAUAAAUGGCGAGGAUGCAAGGAUUGAAGAGCAUCCUUAUAUGGCACAUAUCUUUACUAUGAUGUUUGCUACAUGUGGUUCAUCAAUUAUUACGUCACGAAGUCUUCUUACAGCUGCACAUUGCCUCACAACCGUCAUCUCCCAACCAGCUUUAGUCUCAGUUGUUGUAGGCACAGCAUACAGAAAUGGAACAGGUGGAACAAUGUACAGAACAUCAAGAAUUUUCCUACAUCCAGGCUAUGUAUCAGGACCAGAACUUUACGACGUUGCAGUUGUUCGAACAUUAAGACAAAUUGAGUACGGCCCACUUGUACAGCCAAUUCCCCUUGGCACAGAUGAACUUAUUGGAAUUGAUGCGCCAGGCGUUUUUACUGGUUGGGGAUCGAUUGGAUAUGGAGCAAUUUUCCAACGUCUUGCAAGUACGAUGCAGAAAAUGUACACAAAGACUAUUUCAAAUGAUGAUUGUAGGAAAAGAUACAGCGUGACUGAUCGUGGUGAUUACAUUUUUGAUCAGAAACUUUGUGUUGUCAGUGGACCAAGAACUUCAGUUUGUGGAGGAGACUCUGGAGGUCCACUAGUAAUUGACGGGAGAGUGGCAGGAGUGUUAAGUUGGAGGACAUUCCCUUGCGGAGAUGGAUUGCCAGAUGUCUUCAUUCGCGUAUCUGCAGCUCGUGAUUGGAUUAAUGCUGUUCUCGUAUAAUUUAAUACAAGACAAAAAUGUGGGAUUAGCAAAACUUUUUAUUGCACGUGAAUCAAUCAAUCAUCGUAAAAUUUAAAAACAAAUCUGUUUGCGAUAAGAUGAGGAAUUGCGUU